Molecule: messenger RNA, 4401 nt
Organism: Protopterus annectens (West African lungfish)
Lineage: Eukaryota; Metazoa; Chordata; Ceratodontiformes; Protopteridae
Gene: KIF3C
Product: kinesin family member 3C
Exons: 8
Coding region: 446-2761 (771 amino acids)
Biological process (GO): microtubule-based movement
Molecular function (GO): microtubule motor activity; ATP binding; microtubule binding
Source: RefSeq, a predicted model, not a curated record
UUCUGGCCACAUUCAGUACACCUCCUGUGGUACUGGGAAUCAGCAUCUUUCAGCAUCUAGCGAGAGCGGUUGUCAUGAUGUUUACAUCUGUAGCCCUGCAAUGAAGAAGCCUUGACACAGGCGUUGCCAGCAGUAGCCCAAGAGCUUGCCGCAGCAGUGAGUGUGCUAAGUGGUGUGACUGUCUGAAAUGUGUCGGUGCACGUAAGGAGCAGCGCAUCGUCUCCUUCUGCCGGUGCAUCCUCUGCUGCAUCAUUUCUGUCUGCCUGGCCAGCCAGGAGGGAUACCGGCACCAGCUUAGCCGCAGAGCCCCGUCACAUAGCUUUGCAUGCAGCUGGUGGUGGUGAUGAUGCGAGACGAAUGUGUUGCUAUUUCGGCAGCGUUAAUAGUAAGGGGCCGUGUCUAACGCUAUUGUUGGGACCUUGCAGGAGGGCGGAGAGGGAGGAGGAUGAUGAUGGUCGGGGAGUCUAUACUGAACAGGUGUAAGGGUCUGGAGUCGAGGCACAAAACGAUGCCCAAUAAUACUAUAUUAGCUAACAAACCCAGGAGUGGAGAGACAGUGAAAGUGGUUGUCAGAUGCCGACCUAUGAGCAGGAAAGAGGAGGCGACGGACAACGACAGAGUCGUUGACUUGGAUAUUAAGCUGGGGCAGGUGACUAUUGCCAACCCCAAAGCCACCCCGGGGGAGCUCUCAAAAACGUUUACGUUCGACGCUGUAUACGAUGCCAAUUCUAAGCAAAGCGAUGUCUAUGAUGAGACCGUUAGACCGCUGAUCGAUUCAGUUUUGCAAGGGUUUAAUGGGACAGUGUUUGCUUAUGGGCAGACGGGGACUGGAAAAACCUAUACUAUGCAAGGAGUGUGGGCAGACCAGGAGAAAAGAGGUAUUAUUCCAAAUUCCUUUGAACAUAUAUUUACUCACAUAUCCAGGUCCCAAAAUCAACAGUUUCUAGUGAGGGCGUCUUACCUAGAAAUCUACCAGGAAGAAAUAAGAGAUCUGCUGUCAAAAGACCAGAAUAAGAAGCUUGAGCUGAAGGAAAACCCAGAAACUGGUGUUUAUAUCAAAGACCUGUCCUCUUUUGUAACCAAGAAUGUUAAGGAGAUUGAACAUGUCAUGAAUAUUGGCAAUCAGGCUAGAUCAGUUGGUGCCACAAACAUGAAUGAGCAUAGCUCUAGGUCCCAUGCUAUUUUUGUUAUCACUAUAGAGUGUAGUGAGACUGAUGAAGAUGGGGAAAGCCACAUCAGGGUGGGAAAGCUGAAUCUGGUGGACUUGGCUGGCAGUGAACGCCAGAGCAAAACAGGAGUACAAGGUGACAGACUUAAAGAAGCCUCAAAAAUUAAUUUAUCUUUAUCAGCUCUGGGCAAUGUGAUCUCAGCCCUUGUAGAUGGAAAGAGCAGUCAUAUACCAUACAGGGACUCAAAAUUGACCCGCCUACUACAGGAUUCUCUUGGAGGGAAUGCAAAAACCAUCAUGAUAGCUACUAUUGGGCCUGCAUCAUGUAACUAUGACGAAAGCUUGAUAACGCUCAGGUAUGCCAACAGGGCCAAAAACAUAAAAAACAAGCCAAGGAUUAAUGAAGAUCCCAAAGAUGCUUUGUUAAGGGAGUUCCAAGAGGAAAUAGCCAGACUGAAGGCUCAGUUGGAGAAGAAAGGAUUGCUCAGUAAGAAGAGAAGAAGGAACAGUCGACGGAAGAAGGAAAUAGAUGGAAAAGAAACAGCUGAUGGAGAUAUGGAGGAAGAUCAUGAUGACAGCAUUGAGAAAAACAUGAAUUAUUUAGAAGAAGAAAAAGAAGUUUUGGAAAAGGAGAAAGCAGCUAUUCAAGAUGACCAAAACUUAGUGGCUGAGGAGAAACUGAAACUACUGGAUGAAAAACAGAGGAUGAUGGAAGAUCUAAGAAAAGAGCAGGAAGCCACUGAGCUGCUGGCAUCUAAGUACAAGGCUAUGGAGAGCAAGCUCCUGGUAGGAGGAAAGAAUAUUAUUGACCACACUAAUGAGCAACAGAAAAUGCUGGAACAGAAAAGACAAGAGAUUGCAGAACAGAAACGCAGAGAAAGAGAAAUGCAGCAAGAGAUGCUCUUGAGAGAUGAGGAGACAGUGGAGCUACGAGAGACAUUUUCAUCCCUUCAGCAGGAAGUUGAACUCAAGACCAAGAAGCUUAAAAAGCUGUAUGCCAAGCUGCAGUCAGUGAAAGCUGAGAUCCAGGACCAGCAUGAAGAGUAUGUGAGAGUGCGGCAGGACCUGGAGCAAACACAGACAGAGCAGACACGAGAACUCAAACUGAAGUACCUAAUUAUUGAGAACUUCAUCCCUCCAGAAGAGAAGAAUAAGAUUAUGAACCGACUCUGUUAUGACUGCGAGGAAGAUCAGUGGAAGCUUCAGCCACUAGUCCCUGCUGGAAUCCACCAACAGAUGAAGAAAAGGCCUUCCUCUGCAGUGGGCUAUAAGAGACCAAUCAGCCAACACGCAAGAGCUGCCAUGACAACAGGACCACAUCCUAGAUAUCGGGCUGAAAACAUCAUGUUCCUUGAACUAGACUCCUCUCCACCUGCUGUAUUUGAAAUGGGAUUUUCUCAGACAGAGCAGGACCCCAGAGCUCUUCAUCUUGAAAGGCUCACACGUUUGGAUAGUCUUGCAGAACAGCCAGCUGCCACCAGACUACGGAAAUCCAGAUCUUGGUUCCAGUCUCCCAGAAAACUUCCUUCAUCUGCCACACAAAUGUCUCUGUCUUCAGGAGUGUCACGUUCCUCAUCCCUCUCUCAUAAGUGAGCUGUAUUACCACGAAUGGCAAAGAUGGCUGAUAGUUAACAUCGUUUGUUUGGUCUUCUGUCUUCACUGAUAGCUGCUACAUCAAGUUAACAGUGAUUUACCAAAAAAAGACUAAUGCUCAUCUCCAAGGAGAAAGAAUCAUGACAAGUGAUCAUCUGCUGAAACUGCUGCCUAACACUUUUAAAGCUAUUUAUCCCCAGGCCUGAAGUCAGCAUGUUAAGAACAAUUAUUUAUUAAAACAGUACUCACCAUGUGGUGAUUUUUGUGCCAAGAUGUAUUAUUUUCAGAUGAUACAAUUGUCUUUCUGUCUUAUUAGUUUCGGGAGUUGCUACAGAGGUGAGAUAUACCAGUCAGAAAACCUGGAUACAGCUGUCAGACAUCUGUAGUUUCUGCAUUACGAUAUGAUCAAUAUACCAAGUCAAUCGCAGAAUUAUUUCAUCCAGCACUGUUUCAUGUGUGCUUAGCCUCCUUUGUUUCUAUGACAAUACAACAUCUUUGUAAACGGAAGCUGUAAGCACCAAAUUCUGUUAAACUGGAACUGGACAUACAUGGAGAGGACUUAAUUAGACUAAAAGAGGACAGCAAAAAAAAAAAACAAUGGCAUUCAAAAUGGUAGUGAGGCAUCUCAUCGUUCAGUGUCUAGUUUAGAUACUGUUCUGCUUUAGCCUUGUCGCCCACUGAUACUAUAAAUGAAUACAGAACUGUUGUCAGUCACUUGGUACAUAAAAGGAUAAAAAGGGAAAACUGUUCAGUUUAGUGGUCUGUUGAUAGUGAGUAAGCUUAGUGGCAAACACUGCUUAUGUGCGAGCACAUUAUGUCCCAGGGAGCAUGGAUUGGUGGGGCUGGAGUAAAAGUGGGUCUUCCAGCUGACACAAACAGUGCUGAUUCUUACUACCUCCAUGUGGAUCAUUUUAAUACUGAAAUGAAAUGUAUUAAUUUUACCGUACAUUGCAUUAUUCAAUAAUUCCUACAAUGCGUAUAGUGCAUGUGGCUUUCUGAGCUCGAGCUAACAACUCUAUAAUUCCUUGCAAACCUAUUCACUUUCCACUCUAUAGUUCCUAACAAAUCUAUCCACUUUCCAUGACAUUGUAGAAUCACCCAGAUUACUAGUCCCAUCACAAGCAUUUUGUUUCUGUUAACAGAAACAAAACAGUGCAGAGUAUUAAAAAGAGCAAAAUUAAGUAUUGCUCACAUUUGGUUCUGAAAGCGACAACAGUCUCUGGUUAUAUGAGAAUAAACAAUAUGAAUGUAGGUGCUGUUCUUACCAGCUGAUUGUACUGCAACUUUAAAACUUGCAUCUGAACUAUUCAUUAACAAAACUGUAUUCUGCAGUGAAUUCUUCACUAUGUAAUUUGUAUGACUUUAAGCACACUGCUCAUAGAAAUUCUGAUGCAGCCUUUACAAUUGUUAUAUAAGCUGAUAUUGUUAAAUGAAAGAGCCUGUGUUGAAAAUAAGGUCAUAACUUGCUAUUCUGUACACUUUGGUCAGGUCUUUCUAAAUAGAUAUGCAGUACACACUGUGACAGUCAUACAAAACUUGCAAAUAUUUAUGCCCUCUCUCAGUCAAGAACUGUUCCUUGGGAAAGUACAUUAGUGUAUGAUAUUUAGCUAACAGUAAAGUAUAAUAUUUCUUUUUAUCCA